Styela clava is the source of this 1086-nucleotide messenger RNA. RefSeq lists its product as uncharacterized. The record is from RefSeq and is a predicted model, not a curated record. Lineage: Eukaryota; Metazoa; Chordata; Ascidiacea; Stolidobranchia; Styelidae.
UUCAGCAGUUAAUUAUCACAGCACUUCAAACAGAAUAAAAUGGCGAAAUCUCGGUUCCAAGUUUUGAUAGUUUCGGUACUGGCUCUGAUGAUGACACCAUCAAUCCAAGGAGCGUCUCCUUGUAAGGAGAACGGUAUGGGCGACUGCUACAUAUGGCAAGAGGUUACUGAUUGUAUUAACGGCUACUUCGGUGCUGGUGUUGCGGCUGCUGCUUGCAAUACCGCUGGUGCUCAAUGCUGUCAAUCAUAUGACAACGCAGAUUUGCAACAACAUCUGACGGACACAGCCAGCGCUGCUGACGGACUGUGUACUGCUGCUGGAGGAGGGUGUCGCCAUUUUUCAAACUUCUGUGCCGGGGCCUACAACGGCAAUCCCGCACAUUGUGCUGGUUUUCCAGCGCGUCAAUGUUGUGUGUAAGAAAACAUGGUUUUGAUCAGACAAAGAAAUUUAUGUAUUCAGAAAUAUUGUAAUCGGAAAAAAUUUUGUUUCUCACUUUAUUAUAUAUUGUCAUAAUCUUCAACAGUUUGUAGUCUUUAUGACUGUGGUUCCAAACAUUUUUAUGGCUUGUGGCUCCCUUCCGUAAGCUUUUAGCACCAAUGGCCUCGUUAAUCAUUCCAGUGGUAUUUGGAGUGUUAUUAUGAUUGAAAUACCCUUAUCAAACAAUGAAUUGGUUUCUGCGGGACUAACUACUUAUCCUUCUUCUAUGCUUUUGUGCGGCGGAUUCGUAUGCAUAUAAUCAUGGUUGAACGAUGUAUGUCUGAAGAAGUCUGACCUCGGUCAGACGAAACGUUACAGAAAUAUAUUUGUGUUAGUGUGCAGCAAGACUCUUGAAUCACUCAAGCAAUGAAACUAGGAAAAGGGUAGUUUUCUUAUAACUGUAAAUGUAAAAGCAUCGUGGGCCUUCCAAUCGCUCUGGGGCCACGGACCCCCGCUUCGGAACCGCUGCAUUAUGAUAUGUUGUAAUUUAUUUUUUAACAAAAUCAAACGUAUUUACUCAGAGCUGAAAAAGAAUAAAAAAUUAUGUGCAUGAUAUCUAGACAUUCAGUGUUUAUUCAUUUUGAUGUCAAAUAAAUUCGUGUGAUAAAA